Molecule: messenger RNA, 3293 nt
Organism: Morus notabilis
Lineage: Eukaryota; Viridiplantae; Streptophyta; Magnoliopsida; Rosales; Moraceae
Product: glutamate receptor 3.5
Exons: 7
Coding region: 265-3150 (961 amino acids)
Cellular component (GO): plasma membrane
Molecular function (GO): glutamate-gated receptor activity
Source: RefSeq, a predicted model, not a curated record
GCUUGGCCAGUUGUUGGACAACUGAAAGGAAGAGAAUAUAUCCUUUCCUUAAGCUCUCAAACACUGUUCUAAAACCUUGAUCUUCUUCAUUUUAUUUAUUUUUUGGUCUUUUGGUGAUACUGUGAAGAAAGAAAGAUAUUGUGUGUCUUCGCACAUAUAACUCUCCAUAAACAUGCCGACUUAACUGUUUCAAAGCAAAGAAAAGCCUUUUAUCCAAGUUUGUCCCUUGAGAAUCAAAAGGUUUCAACGGAAGCUGUUCUAGACAUGAAGAUUUUGUUGAUUCCCAGGCCUGGUUUUGGUCACGUUUUCACGUCAAGAACACUGCUUUUGUUGAUUUUCUGCUUGUGGGCACCUAUACAAGUGGUGGGACAGGCUAAGAAUGCCACAGUUUCUACUCCAACUCCCAUAGGAAGGACUGGAAAUGCCACAGUUUCUUCUUCAAGACCUAGAGUUGUGAACAUUGGAGCUCUUUUCACCUACAAUUCGGCCAUCGGACGGUCGGCAAAACCGGCGAUUUUGGCGGCUGUCGACGAUGUCAAUAAGGAUUCCAGCAUCCUUAAGGGCACAAAAUUGAAUGUUAUUUUUCACGACACCAAUUGCAGCGCGUUUAUGGGAACCGUUGAGUCUUUGCAGCUGAUUGAAAAGGACGUGGUUGCUGCAAUCGGCCCACAGUCGUCGGGAAUAUCUCACGUCAUUUCCCAUGUUGUGAAUGAACUCCAAGUACCUCUUAUAUCGUUUGGAUCAACAGAUCCUACUCUCUCUGCACUGCAGUACCCGUAUUUUGUUCGUACUACACAGAGCGACUAUUUUCAGAUGUAUGCGAUUGCUGAUCUGGUAGAGCAUUAUGGAUGGAGAGAAGUAAUUGCCAUCUUUGUCGAUGACGAUAAUGGCAGAAAUGGGAUUUCGGUGUUGGGUGAUGCCUUGGCGAAGAAGCGUGCGAAGAUCUCUUACAAGGCCGCCUUCACCCCCAAAGCCUCAAACGCUGAAAUCAACGACUUAUUGGUCGGUGUAAACCUCAUGGAAUCUCGGGUGUAUGUUGUGCAUGUUAAUCCUGACACUGGCUUGACAAUCUUUUCUGUUGCAAAGUCUCUUGGGAUGAUGGGCAGUUCCUAUGUCUGGAUUGCAACAGACUGGCUUCCUACGUUUCUUGACUCAUUCCAAGCGCCUGAUCCCGACACAAUGAAUCUUCUACAAGGGGUCGUUGCUCUUCGCCAUCACACUCCAGAUUCUGAUCUUAAAAAGCAGUUUACAUCUAGGUGGGAAAAACUACAAAAUGACUCGAGUGCGAGCUUCAAUUCUUAUGCGCUUUAUGCCUAUGAUUCGAUUUGGUUAGCAGCCCGUGCUCUUGAUGUUUUCCUCAAUGAAGGUGGGAACCUAUCAUUCUCUAUUGACCCAAAAUUGCGUGACACGAACAGAAGCGCACUGAACUUAGCAUCAUUACAUAUUUUCAAUGGAGGCCCGCAAUAUCUACGAACAAUCCUUGGGAUGAACUUCACCGGUCUGAGUGGGAGGAUUCAGUUUGAUUAUGAUAAGAAUUUAGUUAAUCCAGCAUAUGAUGUUCUAAAUAUUGGUGGAACCGGUUCCCGAAGAGUUGGUUAUUGGACAAACCAUUCUGGUCUGUCGAUUGUCGCUCCAGAGAUCGUAUAUACAAAGCCCCCGAAUACUUCCGCUAGUAAUCAACAACUUUACAGCAUUAUUUGGCCAGGUGAAACCAUAAAUACGCCUCGGGGAUGGGUGUUUCCCAACAAUGGCAAGCCACUACGAAUUGCAGUGCCCAACCGAGUAAGUUACAAAGCCUUUGUGGUUAAAGACAAGGACCCUCCAGGAGUGAAAGGAUUUUGUAUCGACGUUUUUGAAGCUGCCAUAAAAUUAUUGCCUUAUCCUGUGCCAAGGACAUAUGUGCUAUUUGGAGAUGGUAAGAGAAAUCCGGAGUUCAAUGAGAUUGUGUACCAGGUUGCAGAAAAUAAAUAUGAUGCAGCCGUUGGAGACAUUACAAUUACUACAAAUAGGACAAAGAUCGUUGAUUUUACACAGCCUUACACGGAAUCAGGACUUGUCGUAGUUGCUCCUGUCAAAGUGGAAAAGUCAUAUCCUUGGGCUUUCCUCAAGCCAUUUACUCUGUCUAUGUGGUUUGUUACUGCCGGCUUCUUCCUUUUUGUGGGGGCUGUUGUUUGGAUUCUUGAGCACAGGAUGAACCAUGAGUUUCGUGGUUCGCCAAGGAAACAACUCAUAACUAUUUUUUGGUUCAGCUUCUCAACGAUGUUUUUCUCACACAGAGAGAACACUGUCAGCACCCUGGGACGUUUUGUGCUGAUUAUAUGGCUAUUUGUGGUGUUAAUUAUCAACUCAAGUUAUACAGCUAGUUUGACAUCGAUCCUCACAGUGCAACAGCUGACAUCUCGAAUUGAAGGGAUAGACAGCUUGAUAUCAAGCAAUGAUCCUAUUGGAAUUCAAGAAGGGUCAUUUGCAUGGAAAUAUGUGGUUAAUGAGCUCAACAUUGCUGAAUCUAGGCUUGUUAAGUUAAAAAACCAGGAAGCUUAUGGUGAAGCCCUUAGGCUUGGACCAAAAGCCGGUGGAGUAGCUGCCAUUGUCGACGAGCUUCCUUACAUUGAGCUAUUCAUGUCAAGCACUAAUUGUCAAUACCGGACUGUGGGACAGGAGUUUACGAAAAACGGAUGGGGAUUUGCGUUCCAAAGGGACUCACCUCUGGCAGUUGACCUGUCAACUGCCAUUCUACAACUCUCCGAGAACGGCGAUCUCCAGAAGCUUCGCAACAAAUGGCUUCCCACUCAAGAAUGCUCCAUGCAGAUCAAUGACGAGGACGCGAACCGACUGUCUCUCACCAGCUUCUGGGGCUUGUUCCUUAUAUCAGGCAUUGCGUGCUUCAUUGCUCUUACCAUAUUCUUCUGUAGAAUCUGCUGUCAAUUCCAAAAGUUUGUCCCUGACGGUGAUCGGGAAGAUGAUAUCGAGGAGAUUGAACCUGUCAAUGCCAGUUCUCGACGAACCAUUCGUUCAACCAGUUUCAAGGACUUCAAAAAUUUUGUAGAUAAAAAGGAAGCAGAGAUUAAACAGAAGCUUAAGAAAAAACACAGUGACACCAAACAACAGGCUAGCCCAAGCUCUGAUGUGCAGCCUAAUACUGUUCAUUGAAGAAUAUUUUCCUCACAAAACAUACUAUACUCAUAUAUAUAUAUAUAUAUAUAUUUAUGAUUCUCUUGAUACAAUUAGGAAGAUAGAAUAAAAAUUGUUCACACUUUAUUUUUUGAAAGAAAGAGAGUCCUGACAUCACAGUU